Dictyostelium purpureum is the source of this 1753-nucleotide messenger RNA. RefSeq lists its product as uncharacterized. Lineage: Eukaryota; Evosea; Eumycetozoa; Dictyosteliales; Dictyosteliaceae. Gene Ontology annotation, molecular function: protein-folding chaperone binding; misfolded protein binding. The coding region runs from base 387 to 1571 and encodes 394 amino acids. The record is from RefSeq and is a predicted model, not a curated record. Gene Ontology annotation, cellular component: endoplasmic reticulum. The transcript is spliced from 4 exons.
AUAAACAUUAAUAAUAAUUUUAUAUAAAACAAAAAAAAAAAAAGCUAAACAAAUAAUAAAUUCAUAAAUAAUUAGAGCAAUUUUUUGUCAUAGAAUAAAUAAAAAAAUAGAUAUAAAUAAAAUAAUUAUAAAACAUAAAUAAAUAUAUAGCAUAAAUAAAUAUAUAGCAUAAAUAAAAUAUUACAUUUUUUUAUAUAUUUUUUUAUAAAGGUUUAGUUGUUUUGUUUCUUUUUUUUUUUUUUGUUUGCUUUUUAGUAUUUUAGUUUUUAUUUUUUUUUUAUUUUUUUUUUUUGUAAAUAUAAUUAAAUAAAUUCAGAAUAGUUAUAAUAAUAAUAAUAGUAAAAAUAUAAUUGUAAAUUUGUAAAUAAUAAUCAAAAUAACAAAGAAUGAAUUCACAAAAACUCCCAGAUUUGUACGAGUUUAUGGGUGUAGCUCAUACAGCAAGUAAUGAAGAAAUAAAAAAAUCUUAUAGAAAAUUGGCAAAAGAAUAUCACCCAGAUAAAAAUCCAGGUUCAGACGAAAAAUUUAAAGAAUUAAAUGCAGUUUAUGAAAUUUUAUCAGACCCACAAAAAAAGAGAACCUAUGAUAUGUUUAGGGAUUCAAAUAUGUCAAUGCCAGAGUUUGCAGCCAGAUCAGGUCAAGAUUAUGCAACAUUAGAAAAAGAAAUUGAGGGUUUUAUGUGUGGCUCUGUAAUUGGUAUACUAUAUUCAUUAAUUGCAAUCUCUGUUAAUGUAAUUUUUGGAAUACCAUUAACCACCGCAUUCUUUCCAUCAAUGGUAUUCUUUAUUUCGCCUGUUGUAAUUUCGGGUGGUAGUAAUUUUUCAAAAGGAUUUGCAUUGGGUGGAUGUGCUGGUAUAGUGACAUCACCAUUUAUUUUGGCGGUACAAAUUUUCUCCUAUAGCAAAUAUUUAAUUGAAAAACCAAUUAGAUAUAUCUUUGGUAAAGGAGAUUCUGAAACAAUGACAGGCCAAACAUUAUUAUUAAAUGAAGAUGACUGGGAAUUUAUAAAUAGACAAAAAGCAGAAUAUGAAAAGAUUGACGAAAUAGAGAGAAAUUGGACUUUUCUUCAUGACAAUCAAGAUAAAUAUAAUCAAGACUCUUUUAAAAAUAUUUCACUAUACACAAAUUCAAUUGAAAGUAUCAAAAUCUCUGCUAGGGUUAUUAGAGAACAUUACGAAAAACAAGAUAAUACUUUCGAGUCCGAUUUAAUUUUAGCAAAAUUAAGAGAAUCUUUAGUUUUUAUAAAUGAUAUAGAAAGUAUAAUUAAAGAAUAUUCAAAUAAAUGUAAUAAUAACUGCGAUAAUGGAAAUAGUAGUGAGGGCGAUCAAAAUAAUAAAAAUAAUAGUCAAGAGAAUAGCGAUAGGGAUAACAUUAGCAGCAACAGCAAUAAUAAUAAUAGUGAUAUAGAUAGUGUAUGUAAAAAAAUUAAUUCAAAUUUAGAUCAAGUUUUAGGUUUUAUUAAAGCAGAAAACGGUGGUUACAUAAAUAUGAGAAUAUUAACAUUACUCAAAAACAUGGAACUGUUUGUAGAAGAGUUUGUAUUUAACCAAUUUGAAUACUACCAAAUUUAAAAUAAUAUUAAUAUAUUAUACAUCACACAUAUAUAAACAAUGUUUUUAAGCUCAACAUAAAAAAAAUCAAGAAUAAAUAUUACAUUAUAUAAAAUAAAACCUCAAUAUAAUAAAUGUUUUUGUGUAUAAAAAUUAAUACACAAAAAAUGUUAAUAAAAAAAUUAUUUAAAUUAGAAUUUAAA